UGGAUCUCUUUCUUUUUCUUUUAUUUUCUCCUUCAUUCUUUUACUUUUUUUUUCAAUGGAAACCUAAUUGCAGCCGUUCGCGAGUGAAAUUGAUAUUUGGAUCUUGCAGGAUCUUUCGCUCGCUCAUCUUCUCUGCUUCGUCGCUUCUAUCGCAACUACCUCGAAAGCGAAAAUGCAGGCCAGCGAUAGAUUUAACAUCAAUUCCCAGCUUGAGCACCUUCAGGCUAAAUAUGUGGGAACUGGGCAUGCUGACUUAAAUAGAUUUGAAUGGGCCGUCAAUAUUCAGCGUGAUAGCUAUGCAUCUUAUGUUGGACAUUACCCCAUCCUAGCAUACUUUGCUAUAUCAGAAAAUGAAUCUAUUGGGAGGGAACGCUACAACUUUAUGCAGAAAAUGCUUUUACCCUGUGGCCUUCCUCCAGAAAGGGAAGAUGAUUGAAUUGUUAUUAACAAGUUGUAGUCAAAGAUUGCAAACGACAGAUCUUUGUUGGGUUGAUGAGUUUCUCCUUUCUGAACCAACUGUGUUUGGUUAAGAGAUGGUAGGAAGUGUGAAUUAUUUUCUCAUGUAAUGUUCUGGUCAAAGUAAGAAUUUGUUUCCACUUUUCCAGGACACAUGAAAGUUAGUGAACUUGUGUACUUAUACUAUUUCUCGUAUUCCUGGCCCUUUUUGCCGUUCAAAAUCACGGAUAAACUCAAAAACUUAAAUUGGUAGACUUCGAUAAUUUUAAUCUUU
This is a messenger RNA of Momordica charantia (bitter melon), 730 nucleotides long. RefSeq lists its product as uncharacterized. Gene Ontology annotation, biological process: mRNA splicing, via spliceosome. The record is from RefSeq and is a predicted model, not a curated record. NCBI's taxonomy places the organism in Eukaryota, Viridiplantae, Streptophyta, Magnoliopsida, Cucurbitales, Cucurbitaceae. Gene Ontology annotation, cellular component: U2 snRNP; precatalytic spliceosome.